CUCAGUUUAAGUGACUUUGUGUGUAAUCAGUGAAUACAGAAUCUCUGUUAUAUCACAGGAAUGCUAAAGGAAGAUGAUGAGGACUUUGAGGAAGAAGAUGAGGAAGAGAACAGAGGGAACAUUUCAGCUGUCCUUUCUGUCAUAUCCAGUGUUGUGUCUGGUUUUCUCAGGAACUGGAUUUGUCGGAAAGCAUCAGAGAUGUUAAAUGUACCAUCUCAGUCUUUUCCGGCAGCUGGAUCCCAGCAGAGAGUCGCACCAACCGGACAGUCCAGAAAUAAGGUGGCGCUAAAGCCAGGUCACAGUCUACUGGACUGGAUCCGACUGACCAAGAGUGGACGUGAUCUGACUGGACUGAGAGGUCGACUGAUUGAGGUGACAGAAGAGGAGCUGAAGAAACACAACACCAGAAACGACUGCUGGACCUGCAUUAGAGGUAUGGUCUAUAAUGUGAGUGCCUACAUGGAUUUCCACCCUGGUGGGGAGGAGGAGUUAAUGAGGGCUGCUGGGAUUGAUAGCACUGACCUGUUCGAUCAGGUCCAUCGGUGGGUGAAUUAUGAGUCUAUGCUGAAGGAGUGUCUGGUGGGGAGGAUGGCAGUGAAGCCCAACCCUGCUCUUCAAGCUCAGACAAAGAAGACGGAAAGCACUCACAUGAACGGUUUGCCUGUUCCUUCACCUUUAAGACAGGAGCCUUUACCUACUCCUCUCCCUGCCAAAGAUCAUCGCCCUCGGUAUGAUUGGUUCCAGACAGAUGGAACUGUCAAUAUUGUUAUUCACACCAAGCGAAAGAUUCCCAGCGCCGGAUGUGCAGUGGUGGAUCUACAGGAUGAUAUUCUUCAGGUGGAGAUGCUCUUAGGGAAGAUGUCGUACCUUCUCUACUGGCGCCUGUCCAGUGAAGUUCAAGGACGUGUGGAUGUUCAGACAGCCCACUCUGUAGGAAAGGUUCAGGUGUGUCUCCACAAAUCUGUCAAAGAUAAGUGGACGAAAGUGGGGCAACCACUUGAACACCAUGACACAUUUAUUCAGUGUAAAGAUCGUGAGCUCUUCUACAGGGAAUGUGUGUUGGUUUCGAAAGCGGACAUCACACAUGACACGCAGGUCUUGCGAUUACAACUUCCACCAGGGUCACAUAUGCAAGUUCCUGUGGGGAGACACGUCUACCUCAAAACCUCUCUCCAGGGUACAGAUGUUGUGAAACCUUACACACCAGUGGAUCAAAAACUAAUACCUCCCUCACAAUGUAGUGCUGAAAUGGGCUCAGACUUACAUCUCAUGAUAAAGAUCUAUCCUGAUGGAUUGUUGACCUCACAUCUCGCCAACCUCCCUAUUGGAUCCUCUCUGUUAGUAGGCGGUCCGGAGGGAUCCUUCACUAUGCGUAUUCUGCGUGAUGUCACUCAUCUCUACAUGUUAGCGGCUGGCACAGGUUUCACACCCAUGGCUCGUCUCAUACGGCUGGCUCUUCAGGACCUCACAUCAAUCAGAAAAACCAAGCUGAUGUUCUUUAACCGUCAAGAGAGGGACAUACUUUGGUGCGCUCAGCUGGAUGAACUUUGUUCAAAAGAGGAAAGGUUUGAGGUGGAGUACGUUCUGUCGGAGCCUACAGACUCAUGGAAAGGCAGAAGAGGGCGGAUAGAUGCUUGUAUGCUGCAAAACUUCCUGGAGAGACCAGAAGACUCCAAAUGUUUAGUGUGUGUGUGCGGCCCAACUGGAUUCACAGAGUUGGCAGUGCAGUGA
Messenger RNA from Sinocyclocheilus grahami, 1731 nucleotides. RefSeq names its product cytochrome b5 reductase 4 (gene cyb5r4). Gene Ontology annotation, biological process: superoxide metabolic process. Bases 61 to 1731 code for a protein of 556 amino acids. The transcript is spliced from 17 exons. NCBI's taxonomy places the organism in Eukaryota, Metazoa, Chordata, Actinopteri, Cypriniformes, Cyprinidae. Gene Ontology annotation, cellular component: endoplasmic reticulum; cytoplasm. Gene Ontology annotation, molecular function: cytochrome-b5 reductase activity, acting on NAD(P)H; heme binding. The record is from RefSeq and is a predicted model, not a curated record.